AUGGUUACCAUCGAAACAGAGCCACGCGAAGGGGUUGCAACAAAUUCAUCUAAAGCGGAUGCCUUUCGUGACAAGGGUGCCACUAAACCAUUGGAUGAUGAUGAUUAUCCUCGGGGCUUGACAUUAGUGGUUUUGGCAGGAGUUUCUAUAAUUGCAGUCUUCCUUAUUGCAUUAGAUCAGACAAUUGUUGGCACGGCUAUCCCUAAGAUAACGGACGAGUUCCAUGGCCUCAACGACGUGUCCUGGUAUGCAGCCGCCUACUUUAUGACGUUCGGUUCAUCUCAAACUUCUGCUGGCAAGGUCUACAAGUACUUCAACCUCGAGUGGACUUUUUUGAUAUCCAUGUUUAUCUUCGAAUUGGGAAGCCUGAUAUGCGGAGUUGCGCCCAAUUCCAACGCGUUGAUUGUUGGUCGCGCUAUUUCUGGCUUAGGUGGUGCUGGCCUAUCUGUCGGUGGAACAAGCAUCCUAUCUCUUACUGUACUUCCUGCAAAGCGGCCAAUGAUGAUGGGUGUGAUUGGUAUGACAUAUGCUGUUGCUGCCGUUCUGGGACCGCUCAUUGGUGGAGCAUUCACAGAUCGCAUCUCUUGGAGAUGGUGUUUCUAUAUCAACUUGCCGAUUGGUGGACUUGCUGCCAUAUCUAUAUUCUUCUUUUUUCAUCUUCCGGCUGCUGCUGUGCCGCCUCGGAUCACUUUGACAGAGAAGCUACUGCACAUAGAUCCAGUCGGAAUCAUUUUGACUAUGGGCGGCAUUACCUGUUUCAUCCUGGCUCUUCAGUAUGGGGGAAAUUCUCACCCAUGGAACAGUAACAUCGUUAUUGGCCUUCUUGUUGGCUUUGGGCUCAUGGUGAUCGCGCUAGUUGCUUGGGAGAUCUGGCUUGGAGAGUAUGCAAUGAUGCUGCCCAGAUUGUGGAAGCAUAGAUCACUGUCGACUACAGCGUCAUAUCAGUUCUUCUUUAUGGGUAGCUAUAUUGCUCUCUUGUACUAUCUGCCGAUCUAUUUCCAAAGUAUUCUUGGUGCAAGUGCAAUCAGAUCUGGUGUCAACAAUCUACUGCUCGUACUUGCGGCGGCUGUUUUUGCUCUGGCUGGAGGAGCCGUUGUUAUCAUGACUGGUCGCCCCCAACAAGUCAUGUUUAUUGGCUCUAUUCUUUCCACGGUUGCAAUAGGCCUGAUAUACACACUUGAUAUUGGUACCUCCACCCCAAAAUGGGUUGGAUAUCAAUUUUUUGUUGGGUGUUCUAUGGCCGUUGCCAUGAUGCAUGGCUUGAGUAUUGCUCAAGCUGCUGCGGAUCCUAAAGAUCUUUCAGCCGUCACUGCAAAUCUUCUUUUUUUCCAAACAGUCGGAGGCGCAUUCAGCACUUCAGCGGCUCAGUCGGCCUUCGUUAACAGAUUGCUCGCAACUCUGCCCAAGACCGCUCCAAGUGUGGACCCAGGGCUAGUACUUAUUACGGGUGCCUCAGAUCUUCAAAAUGUGUUCCAGCUGGAUGUGCUUCCUGGAGUUUUGCUGGCAUAUAUGGUUGGGAUCAAAACUGCGUUCGUAGUUGCAAUUGCUUUCUGUGGUACUGCAUGCUUGUGCUCCCUGGCUGUGCCCAUGAAGAAACUUCCCACUCAUUCAAAGGGUAAUGCUCCCAUGGUAAUGGGAUAG
Talaromyces marneffei is the source of this 1641-nucleotide messenger RNA. RefSeq lists its product as uncharacterized. The transcript has 3 exons. The record is from RefSeq and is a predicted model, not a curated record. Lineage: Eukaryota; Fungi; Ascomycota; Eurotiomycetes; Eurotiales; Trichocomaceae. The coding region runs from base 1 to 1641 and encodes 546 amino acids. Gene Ontology annotation, molecular function: transmembrane transporter activity. Gene Ontology annotation, biological process: transmembrane transport.